Messenger RNA from Orbilia oligospora ATCC 24927, 2028 nucleotides. RefSeq lists its product as uncharacterized. Gene Ontology annotation, molecular function: ATP binding; protein serine/threonine kinase activity. The record is from RefSeq and is a predicted model, not a curated record. Gene Ontology annotation, biological process: intracellular signal transduction; protein phosphorylation; intracellular monoatomic cation homeostasis. The transcript has 2 exons. NCBI's taxonomy places the organism in Eukaryota, Fungi, Ascomycota, Orbiliomycetes, Orbiliales, Orbiliaceae. The coding region runs from base 1 to 2028 and encodes 675 amino acids.
AUGUCAAUCGUCCAGUCAUCCCGCCCAGUUGGAUCCCUUCCUUCGACUUGCUCAAGCUCUUUCUCGUCGAUAUCUGACGCCAUGGUUCCACCCACUCCAGAGAUCAAGAUCUUGAACUCUCACGUGAGGAUACAUGGUUCUGAUCACGACGAUUUCUCGCCUUUAGGCGGUUCAUUAGACGACUACCAUACACAGGGUCGCUCUUCUCCCAAGUUUAUCCUUGGUUCGUCUGACGAAGGUCACGAAUGCAACACAGUCCUCGAAGAGGAAGAAGAUAUUGAAACAUCCAGCGAAACCCAGGAACCAUUGACUCCAACAUCCUUUGACGGUCAUGCCGUUUUUACAUUAGAACAGCACGAGCCAACUCAGCCCAUCACCCAAAAACAGACUGUCAGGUCCAUGCUUGACAUGUCGGAUGUCAAAGUCCGUCCUCGCAGUGUCUCCAAGCCGCCUUCUCCACCACUUUUGACACUCCAAUCUCCAUCGCCUCAAAUCGAAGCGCCAACACCCGUCAAGAGGUCAAAUACUUUUUCUCGCAUCUUUCACAGGAGUGGAAGUGGAAACGAUUUGAUGAAUCGACUUGGAGGUCAUCGUGACGACGACUUGACACCUCGCCAUUCGCCUCAGCCAAAGGCUCGAGCUGGUUUGUUCUCUCUCAAGAGCAGCCCUUCUCCAUCGAAGGCCAGCUCUCCAUCCAAGUCCUUGUCUCCGACCAAUAGUUUGUCCGAAACCAGAAAGAAUGCCGGCUCCCCACCUAAGUCGUUGUCAGCCGGCGUUGGACGUCUGAGUAGAAACCGAAGGUCUAGCAGCAUGAAUGGCAUCGCCGAUAUGCAAACCGAAUGUGCUAUCACUCAUCCGGCGGAGUCUGGUGUCGGUCUCAAGGCUAGGAAGUUGAGCACCGUCGCCGUUCCUGUCGCUCCCGCUUUCAAGAUCCACAAUCUUAGCGAGAAGUAUUCCAACAAGAGCCAUAUCCCAAUGAAGACGAAACAGAUCGGUGAGGGCGCAAGUGCCAUUGUGAAGCUGAUGAGUAAGGUUCACGGUAACCCCAGUGAGCUCUUCGCCGUUAAGGAGUUCCGAAAAAAGUCAAAUAACGAGAGUGAGGAAGAGUACACCCAGAAGUUGAACUCUGAAUGGUGCCUUUCCAAGUCGCUUAUUCAUCCGAACGUCGUCUUGACUGAGGAUCUCUGCCGUAACAAUGGCCGAUGGUGCCAUGUUAUGGAGUACUGCAGUGGGGGAGAUUUAUUCUCUCUCAUUAAGAAGAAUUUCAUGGGGGCUGAUGAGAAGCUUUGCAUUUUUAAGCAACUUUUGCGUGGUGUUGCAUAUCUUCACAGUCAUGGUGUUGCUCACCGUGACAUCAAGCCUGAGAAUCUUUUACUCUGCGCUGAUGGACGCUUGAAGAUCUCCGAUUUUGGAAUUUCGGAGGUUGUUAGCGGUGAUCACCCUGCCUUCAGCGAGAAGAUGGAGUGCGGUGCCAACAUGAACGAACUCCGCCUUAGUCGUCCAGGAAUCUGUGGCAGCAAGCCUUACCUCUCUCCUGAGGUUAUUGCUCAAAAGGAUGCCUACGAUGCUCGUAAACUUGAUGUCUGGUCCUGCGCAAUCGUCUAUGUGACACUCCAUUAUGGUGGAUUCCCAUGGGCUGAAGCCAGCUCCAAUGACAGAAUGUACGCUGCAUAUAAGUGUACUUUCGACAAAUGGCUUGUUGCCAACCCAUCUGGACUUAUCACCACUGAUUCGACGAUGCCAACAGCCCGCAUCUUCUCCGACAUGAAACCACCACUGAAGCGUCUCCUCUACAAGAUGGCUCACCCUGAUCCUGAAAAACGCAUCACUAUUGAGGAGGCCCUCAACGACCGAUGGAUGAAUAAUGUCGACUGCUGUAUUCCAGACAAGGAUUACGACAAGGCACCAGCUCUCGUUGACUGCAGCGAACUCAAGGGCUGUAAGUUGGCAGGCAAAAUGGGGGUCAAGAAGUUGCAUCAGCAUCUCCCUCCAAAGACUCCCAAGAAGACAUUGCAUCAUGAAGUCUAG